Messenger RNA from Drosophila yakuba, 583 nucleotides. RefSeq names its product iron-sulfur cluster assembly 2 homolog, mitochondrial. Gene Ontology annotation, cellular component: mitochondrion. The record is from RefSeq and is a predicted model, not a curated record. Gene Ontology annotation, molecular function: 2 iron, 2 sulfur cluster binding; 4 iron, 4 sulfur cluster binding; iron ion binding. Gene Ontology annotation, biological process: iron-sulfur cluster assembly. Bases 117 to 536 code for a protein of 139 amino acids. The transcript is spliced from 2 exons. Lineage: Eukaryota; Metazoa; Arthropoda; Insecta; Diptera; Drosophilidae.
AAUUUGUGCAACUAUCCCCACUUGUUAUCGAGCGAAAACAGCUGAAUUUGUUUGGAUUACGAGAUAGUAAAUAGAAAUAUUGAAAUAACAUUUUUUGGCUGUGAAAUCGUGAAAUUAUGGCGUUCCUACUGCGGCAAGUGGCCAGAACCGGAUUCCAAAGAAAUCUAAUCCUAAUGCGGCAUGCCACCGCCUCCACAUCCGCCAAUCCCGAGCUGAGUGUCCAGGUGAGCGAGAGCUGCUUGAAGCGACUCCGCGAGAUCUGCGUGGACGGAUCCUUUCUGCGUGUGACCGUCGAGGGCGGCGGAUGCUCCGGCUUUCAGUACAAAUUCGAUUUGGACAAGCAGCUGAACGAGGAUGACCGGCAGUUUGGCGAGGGUGAGGCCAAGGUGGUGAUCGAUACCGUCUCGCUGGAGUACUGCAGCGGCGCCACCGUGGACUACCACAGCGAACUAAUACGCGCCGGCUUUCGGAUGGUGGCCAAUCCGCUGGCGGAACAGGGCUGCUCCUGCGGCUCCUCAUUCUCAAUCAAAUUGUAAACUUUAAACUUUAGAGAAUUAUUUAAUACAUAUAGAAUGUUCAGUUA